This is a messenger RNA of Eufriesea mexicana, 1173 nucleotides long. RefSeq lists its product as uncharacterized. The record is from RefSeq and is a predicted model, not a curated record. Gene Ontology annotation, cellular component: dendrite; neuronal cell body; membrane. The transcript is spliced from 3 exons. Gene Ontology annotation, biological process: chemosensory behavior; sensory perception of taste; male courtship behavior. The coding region runs from base 1 to 1173 and encodes 390 amino acids. Lineage: Eukaryota; Metazoa; Arthropoda; Insecta; Hymenoptera; Apidae.
AUGUCUCGUCGACUAAGUAAACUAAAAAGGAAGAGAAUUACAAGCCGCAAAACGUGGUCACAUUAUGCAAGUUAUGCAUUGCUAAUAGGACCUUCUGCUUUCAUCGUUAGUUUCAUGGGCAUUUUAUCCUUCAAACUCAAGUCAUCGAAAUUCGUAUUUUGGAAAUUACAUUUCGUUUACGCCACGAUCUUAAUAAUUGUUUUCACCGCCGUCACGAUUUAUUCAGCAUACGUACUUAAUCUUACCUAUAAAUUUAGAGACGAAGCAAACAAGUGGCACUCUAAUAUUUUGAUAUUUGUGGGCCUUAUAAAUUUAUUUAUUAGUUACGCGAAUAAUCGAUCAAUGAUCAAAGCGAUUCAACGAGUGUCAGACAUUUCUCGGGUAGUGCCUCCAAAAAUUUUUUGCAAACUGACAAAAAUAGUCCUCAUGAAGGAUUUAAUACUCGUAACACCACUCUUCUCUUUUAUUGCCAUACUCAUCAGUUAUUUUAACAUACUUGCCUUUUAUUUGAUCUGGUGCAUGUUUACUGGGAUCUUUGCACUGAUUAAUUUGUACACGAACAACGUGUACAUAUUGAGCGCCUGUUUCCAGCAGAUAAACGAAUCUCUGGAAAAAGUGAAGGAAAUUCUGAUCAACGACGAGCCCCAUCUCCUCAGGAGAGUUUUCCACUCGCGAAAGAAUCCCAUGUUGCUUUCGAUGUUGAGACACCAAAAGAAGCAAUACUUGGAGACGAGUAAAAUCGUGCAUGAAUUGAAUGACGCGUUCAGUAUGCAAAUGGAAACAUCCCUAUUCUUGUUGCUCAUUGACACGACUUUCAACAUUUAUUCUUAUCUAGCUGUGUACAGCGAUGAAGGCAUGGUUAAGCAGUUCGGCUAUGAUAUCAUGUUUGGAGUGUUGAAUGUAAUCCUUGUGAUUUUUAUCACUUUGGUCGUCGAUAUUGCUAGAAACGAAAUGGCGAAAAUUGGCUGGAACAUUCAUAGAAUUCUGAUACACACUUCGGAUGAUAAGGUGACGACGGAGUUGGAGAUGUUCUCGUUGCAAGUACUCCAAAGAGGCAAUACGUUCAUGAUAAACGGGCUCGUAUUAGAUCUUACCUAUCUGACACAGAUUGCGUCCGGUAUCAGUACCUUGUUGUUAAUAGUGAUACAAUUUUCAAUCAGUAAGUCUUGUUAA